Messenger RNA from Dentiscutata heterogama, 1508 nucleotides. Lineage: Eukaryota; Fungi; Glomeromycota; Glomeromycetes; Diversisporales; Gigasporaceae. The record is from the annotation of a GenBank genome assembly.
ACAACAACUUAAUUAAUCAUGAGCCAGACGAAAAUCAAAUGAACUCUGAAAUUUCUUUAAAAAGGGCCGCUUGUAAAUAUAAUGAAAGCGAGUUCAAAGGCAUUAAACUUGUUUGUCGACCAAGAAAGCAAACCCCUGCGGAUCUGAAGUUAAAAUCAUCAGAAACUUCAUCAGAUUUAGCUUCAGAUAACACUCCUCCUCCUACUCCUUCUGAAGCAGGUUCUACAACUUCUUCUAGAUCACGAAGGUCGUCAUUACCUCCACGACAACGGAUCAGACAGUCUUCAGUUGCUUCGAUGUCUCCUGCUUCGUCAGUUUCAUCCGCUAAACCUUCAUCACUUAAUAGAUAUUUCAUUCUUAAAUCAUUGACCCAAGAUGAUCUUGAUAUUUCUGUUAAAAGCGGAUUUUGGGCUACUCAACCGCACAAUGAAGCAGCGUUGAAUAAAGCUUUUAAAAGUGCUGAAAACGUGUAUCUUAUUUUCAGUGCUAAUAAAAGCGGCGAGUUUUAUGGCUACGCAAAGAUGGUGAGUCCAAUUAGCAAAGAGACAACAGAGACUGUACAAUGGACACCUAUUGAUGAAGCUGCUUUAGCGGCUUCAUCAUCACGACCUUCAUCAGUCCAGGAGGAUAUGAAAACCCGAUUAAAAAAAUCUCAAGAUGAGGAAAAUGAAGAUUGUGAUGAUGAUGUUCCAUCGCGAAACUGGGGAACUACUUUUAAAGUUGAAUGGAUUAAAGUGCAAAAACUUCCAUUCAUGCGUACGCGACACCUCCGUAAUCCUUGGAACGCGAAUAGAGAGGUGAAAAUUAGCCGAGAUGGUACUGAAGUUGAACCUAUUGUUGGUGAACGUUUAAUUACAGAAUUCCACAAGACACCUCCUUCAACAGUUCCAGCACAAUAUAUGCCUAUCAACGGUCCUUUAUUAACUCAACCGUUGAACAUCGAUAAUCAAAGCACUGAUAAUGAUGUAAAAGACCGGAGAGCAUCGUUGUCUUCCCAAAGUGGAGCAUCAUCAUCGGUUCAAACUACCUUGCAACCAGUGAUGGAUCCAAACUUUAUUUCAAAUGCUCAACCAACAUUCUUCCCACCACCCAGUUACUGGCAUCCCCAACAUAUGAUAAUGCCUCCAUUUGGUACUGGAACUUCAGCACCAGGAUACAUUCCUACUCAACAGGCAUGGACAACAUCCGUUCCUAAAGAUUCAUCUGGAGUCAGUCGUGUACAGCCGCCACAGUCAACCGGCGUGCCGUCAGUGAUGCCUUUGGAGCAACAAUAUGUGGAGACUCCCGUUCCUCAGCAUCAUUAUCCUUCGGCUCCUGCUCAUCAAUUCUAUCCUAAUAAUUCUGGCAGUGCAGUAAUUGCACAAUAUCAACAAGCACAACAUUAUUAUCGCAAUUCUGAAGAACAAUAUCAAGCGACUUCUCAGCCACAGCAAGAGCCAAAUUCGGAAAAUGUGCCCUACCUGGUCGAUGAACAAAGAAAAGGCAUUGAGGCCACCAGUAGUGCAUAG